AUUGAGGGAGUGACAGAGAUGGGGAUAAUGGAGGCUAGUCGGGGGGCAGGUGGAUGUUUGUCUCCUGAAGAUGCUCUUUUGGAGGGUGUUGGGGUUUUGUGGGAGACCUGAGGAUCUGUUUCCCCCAUCUUUCCAGCUGUCUAUGAAAGGUCCUCCUGGCCCGGUGGGGCUCACUGGGCGCCCAGGCCCUGUGGGUCUGCCUGGGUAUCCUGGUCAGAAAGGAGAGAUGGGAGAAAUGGGGCCACAGGGUCCCCGAGGCCUUCAGGGACCUCUUGGGCCCCCUGGCCGGGAGGGAAAGAUGGGCCGCUCUGGAGCAGAUGGGGCCCGGGGCCUCCCAGGGGACACAGGACCUAAGGUAGGUGAUAAGGUCAGGUUCGGGACUUGGAGGGACGGGUGGGUCGAGGAUUCGGGGUUCAGGCGGUGUCUCUUUGUGCAGGGUGAUCGGGGCUUUGACGGCCUGCCAGGGCUGCCUGGUGAGAAGGGCCAAAGGGGUGACUUUGGCCAUGUGGGGCAACCUGGCCCCCCAGGAGAGGAUGGUGAGAAGGGAGCAGAGGGACCUCCGGGGCCCACAGGCCAGGCUGGGGAACCGGGCCCCCGAGGACUGAUCGGCCCUAGAGGCUCCCCUGGUCCCCUGGGACGCCCGGGUGUACUUGGGAUUGAUGGUGCUCCGGGAGCCAAGGGAAAUGUGGGUCCUCCGGGAGAACCAGGCCCUCCAGGACAGCAGGGAAAUCCUGGAUCCCAGGGACUCCCUGGCCCCCAGGGGCCCAUUGGCACUCCUGGGGAGAAGGGCCCCCCUGGAAACCCAGGUAUUCCAGGCAUUCAAGGAUCUGAUGGCCCUCCGGGUCACCCAGGCCAUGAGGGCCCCACAGGAGAGAAAGGGGCCCAGGGUCCACCAGGGUCAGCAGGACCCCCGGGCUAUCCUGGACCUCGGGGUGUGAAGGGUACCUCUGGCAACCGUGGCCUCCAGGGGGAGAAAGGAGAGAAGGGAGAGGAUGGCUUCCCAGGCUUCAAGGGCGAUGGGGGGCUUAAAGGAGAUCGGGGACCCCCCGGGCCCCCCGGUCCUCGGGGAGAAGAUGGUCCUGAAGGGCUGAAGGGGCAGGAGGGGCUGGCCGGCGAGGAGGGGCCCCCAGGCUCAGCUGGGGAGAAGGGCAAGCUGGGGGUGCCAGGUCUCCCAGGUUACCCAGGACGUCCGGGCCCUAAGGGAUCUACUGGCUUUCCCGGGCCGCUGGGACCCUUAGGAGAAAAAGGGAAGCGGGGCAAAGCGGGGCAGCCGGGCCUGGAAGGAGAGCGGGGGCCACCAGGCUCCCGUGGAGAGAGGGGGCAACCGGGUCCCACCGGGCAACCGGGCCCCAAGGGUGAUGUGGGCCAGGACGGGGCCUCUGGGAUCCCUGGGGAAAAGGGCCUCCCAGGUCUGCAGGGCCCUCCUGGAUUCCCCGGGCCAAAGGGUCCCCCUGGUCCCCAGGGGAAGGACGGGCGUCCCGGGCACCCUGGACAGAGAGGAGAACUGGGCUUCCAAGGUCAGACAGGCCCACCUGGACCAGCUGGUGUCGUGGGUCCUCAGGGAAAGACAGGAGAAGCGGGACCUCUGGGCGAGAGGGGCCCCCCAGGCCCUCCUGGACCUCCGGGCGAACAAGGUCUUCCGGGCCUGGAAGGCAGAGAGGGUGUCAAGGGAGACCUGGGGCCACCCGGGCCCCUUGGGAAGGAAGGGCCGCCUGGACCCAGGGGCUUCCCCGGCCCCCAAGGAGCCCCUGGGGACCCCGGACCUAUUGGUUUAAAGGGUGACAAAGGCCCCCUGGGCCCUGUUGGAGCCAAUGGCCCUCCUGGGGAGCGGGGUCCUGUGGGCCCGGCAGGAGGCAUGGGGCUUCCUGGCCAAAGUGGAGGCCAAGGCCCUGUUGGCCCUGCAGGCGAGAAGGGGUCCCCGGGCGAACGUGGCUCCCCUGGCCCCACGGGCAAAGAUGGGAUCCCAGGGCCCCUGGGGCUUCCUGGACCGCCGGGAGCUGUUGGGCCUUCUGGCGAGGAUGGGGACAAGGGGGAAGUGGGUGCCCCUGGCAACAAAGGGAGCAAAGGCGAUAAAGGGGAUGCGGGCCCGCCUGGACCAACAGGGGUACGGGGUCCUGUGGGACACCCAGGCUCCCCGGGAGCAGAUGGGGCUCAGGGACGCAGGGGACCACCAGGCCUCUUUGGGCAGAAAGGAGAUGAUGGAGUGAGAGGCUUCGUUGGGGUGAUUGGCCCCCCUGGCCUGCAGGGACUGCCGGGCCCUCCUGGAGAGAAAGGGGAGGUCGGAGAUGUAGGGUCCAUGGGUCCCCAUGGAGCUCCAGGCCCUAGGGGUCCCCAUGGCCCCAGUGGAUCGGAGGGCCCUCCAGGGCUGCCUGGGGGAGUUGGUCAGCCGGGCGCUGUGGGCGAGAAGGGUGAGCCAGGGGAGGCUGGAGACCCAGGACCCCCAGGAACCCCAGGCAUCCCUGGGCCCAAGGGAGAAAUUGGUGAAAAGGGGGACUCAGGUCCAUCUGGGGCUGCUGGACCCCCAGGCAAGAAAGGCCCCCCUGGAGAGGAUGGAGUCAAAGGGAACGUGGGCCCCACUGGGCUCCCAGGAGAUCUAGGCCCCCCCGGAGACCCAGGAGUUUCGGGUAUAGACGGCUCCCCAGGAGAGAAGGGAGACCCUGGUGAUGUUGGGGGACCGGGUCCGCCUGGAGCUUCUGGGGAGCCUGGCCCCCCUGGGCCCCCCGGCAAAAGGGGUCCUUCAGGCCGCAUGGGUCCAGAAGGCAAAGAAGGGGAGAAAGGGGCCAAGGGGGAGCCAGGUCCCGACGGGCCCCCAGGGAUGACGGGCCCAGUGGGGGCUCGAGGGCCCCCUGGACGUGUGGGGCCUGAGGGUCUUCGGGGGAUCCCCGGCCCUGUGGGUGAACCAGGCCUCCUGGGACCUCCUGGACUGAUGGGCCCUCCUGGACCCCUGGGGCCCUCUGGCCUUCCAGGAUUGAAGGGAGAUGCUGGCCCCAAGGGGGAAAAAGGUCACAUUGGAUUAAUUGGCCUCAUCGGCCCCCCUGGGGAAGCUGGUGAGAAAGGGGAUCAGGGGUUGCCAGGCGUGCAGGGCCCCCCCGGCCCCAAGGGAGAACCCGGUCCCCCCGGUCCCAUCGGCUCUCUGGGCCCCCCUGGGUCCCCAGGUGUGGCGGGUCCUCUGGGACAGAAGGGCUCAAAAGGUUCCCCGGGAUCCUUUGGUCCCCGUGGCGACACUGGCCCCCCUGGCCCCCCUGGCCCUCCGGGUCCCCCGGCCGAGCUGCACGGGCUGCGCCGGCGGCGGCGGCGCUCUGUGCCCCUGGAGGGCCUGGAGGGCCCGGAGGGCGGCCUGGAGGAGGUGCUGGCCUCGCUCACGUCGCUGAGCUUCGAACUGGAGCAGAUGCGGCGCCCUCCCGGCACAGCUGAGCGCCCGGGCCUCGUGUGCAGUGAGCUGCACCGCAACCACCCGCACCUGCCGGAUGGGGAAUACUGGAUUGACCCCAACCAGGGCUGUGCGCGGGACGCGCUCAGGGUUUUCUGCAAUUUCACGGCUGGAGGAGAGACCUGCCUCUAUCCCGACAAGAAGUUUGAGACCGUGAAAAUGGCCUCCUGGUCCAAGGAAAAGCCGGGAGACUGGUACAGCACAUUCCGUCGAGGGAAGAAGUUCUCCUACGUGGACGCUGACGGGUCUCCGGUGAACGUGGUGCAGAUGACCUUCCUGAAGUUGCUGAGUGCCACAGCCCACCAGAGCUUCACCUACUCCUGCCAGAACUCUGCCGCCUGGCUGGACGAAGCUGCAGGCGACUACGGCCGCUCCCUCCGCUUCCUCGGGGCCAACGGGGAAGAGGUGUCCUUCAACCAGACGACAGCAGCCACCAUCGCUGUCCCCUACGAUGGCUGCCGGCUCCGCAAGGGACAGACGAAGACCCUCUUGGAGUUCAGCUCUUCCCAAGUGGGGUUUCUGCCUCUGUGGGAUGUGGCGGCUACUGACUUCGGCCAGACGAACCAGAAGUUUGGGUUUGAACUGGGCCCUGUCUGCUUUAGCAGCUGAGAGUCUUGGGGUGGGAGGGAUAAUGAGGGAGCCCCAGACGGGGCACUAUUGGUGCUGAGGCUUUGAAGCCACCGUAUUUAUCGUGUCCUGUGACUGUGGAGCCAGGGGAGAGUCUGCUCAUCACGGUCAAGCAGUCUUCCUUCUCCGUUCCAGGGGGCCGGGGGCUGCACUCCCCUGGCUCAAGUCUAGCCUCCCUUCACUGCACCACAGCUGACAUACUGUAGUCUGGCUCUGCCUGCCUGCCCAGCCCUCAUCUCCCCACCCCCGAGGCCCCAUGCAAUGAACUUCUAACUCAGAGCUGAUGAAUGCCCCCCAUGCCUGCCUCCCCACUCCUCGGUCAGUGCCCCCAACACCUGGUGGUGCUCCCCUUUCCAAUAGUUAAGCACUGGAUGUCUCCUGAUCCCAGGCUGGGACCCCUUCGCUCAUUCCUAUUUUCAGGUGGGUUCACAGUGAAGGAACUGAAGUCAGGCUCCAGAGGGAAGAGUGGGGCUUCCCUGGACUGAGCUGGGUGCUCCUUCCACUGCCUCAGCCCAGCUCUGAGUACUGCCCCCACCCAUAUCUCCCUGAACUCACCUUGCCAUGCCAGGUGGUAGGGGAGUCAAGAUGGUGGGGGUGAGUCAGGAUCCUAAUGGUGCUGCCCUAUUUAUACCUGGGUCUGUAUUAAAAGGGAAAAUCCCCUCUGUUGUAUAUUUAAUCUGCUUCCUCCUUUAGGGAAGGCUGGGAUAUGAUGAGAGAGAUUCUAGCAUGAUCCCCACCCCUCCGGGGCCAUAGGGCAUAUUUGGCAUCUCAAGUCUGAGAAUAAACCAGUGAACUGUG
Molecule: messenger RNA, 4855 nt
Organism: Panthera uncia (snow leopard)
Lineage: Eukaryota; Metazoa; Chordata; Mammalia; Carnivora; Felidae
Product: collagen alpha-3(V) chain
Exons: 53
Coding region: 71-4039 (1322 amino acids)
Molecular function (GO): extracellular matrix structural constituent
Source: RefSeq, a predicted model, not a curated record